Messenger RNA from Corythoichthys intestinalis (scribbled pipefish), 7317 nucleotides. RefSeq names its product zinc finger and BTB domain containing 1 (gene zbtb1). Gene Ontology annotation, cellular component: nucleus. Bases 4445 to 6190 code for a protein of 581 amino acids. The record is from RefSeq and is a predicted model, not a curated record. Gene Ontology annotation, biological process: regulation of transcription by RNA polymerase II. The transcript has 3 exons. Lineage: Eukaryota; Metazoa; Chordata; Actinopteri; Syngnathiformes; Syngnathidae. Gene Ontology annotation, molecular function: DNA-binding transcription factor activity, RNA polymerase II-specific; protein binding.
AACAUUAGAAGCUAAAAAACACAUCCAACCAGUUCAGGGUGUCCCCUGCCUACUGCCCAUAGUUGGCUGGGAUAGGCUCCAGCACCUCCGCGACCCUCGUGAGGAAAAGCGGCAUGGAAAAUGAAUGAAUGAAUGACUGAAUGAAUGAAAAACACAUCUUUUUCAGGGGUGCCAAUAAUUAUGGAGGGCACUGUAAUUUAUGUUCAAAUAAUGCAAUUUGAAUUUGCUCAUAAAAUCCAGAAUUUUUUUUCUGGAAGUUUUCAAAAUACUUCUUCAGUCAUUUUUGAAAACAAAGGUUUGAAUUGAACUGUGUAGGCUGAACCAAUACACAUAAAAGUUAGUAUAAGUGAAUACAGAUUUUGCAUUGAUCGUUUUUCUUUGUUGUAAAGCACUUCGAGGACUUUUCGGGUUGUGUAAAGAACUAUAGAAAUAAAUUUGAUUAAGAAUGUCCCGUCCCCUGCAAAAAGUUGUUGGAAUUCGCCUCCCCGGCCAAGCCGCACGGGCUGUUGCCGUUUCCGUGCGGAAAUUCCGCGCGUUCACCUCUUGUGUUAACCCUUUGUACUGACUCCAUGUUCCAAAAGUUUGAAAAAGGCUCACUGAAAACAGGUUGACAUUUUAUUCGUCGACAAUGGUCAAAAACAAGGCAAAAAAACAGACGAUGGAGGAACAAGUCUGGAUCCAAAACAAGGCUACAUAGAAAUUGUUUCCGAGCAGCGAAAUCUGUGUUAUCUCAGUGUCCAGUGUUUUUUAAGUCCGUGGUGGAUUAGGCCGUGCCGAAGGUGUGGCUGCAUGUUGUUUCGGGACCAUCCCUCUGUGGCCGGUUUUGGGCGGUCAGGUUCGUCCGUGCAUGGGACGUGGUUGCCACAUCGACCGACGCUGGUCUUGACGUCCCAAGCGCCCGCUAUCAACUUUGUUAUCUGGGCUGGUUCUACCCUAAUUUUCGCACUAUAAGGCACACCUGACUAUAAGCUGCAGCCCACCAAAUUUGGCAUGAAUACAACAUUUGUUCAUAGAUAAGCCGCACUGGACAAUAAACCGCAGCUGUUCUAACUGUAUCAUGGGAUAUUUCCACCAAAAGAUAUUAACCGGUAAAACUAUUUGACAGCGGCAUCAUACGACUGUCAAAAGACCAAAUGAAGCACCAUGAAGCUUUGAACCAAUUUGCUGCAAAGCUUUAUUGCUUCAAGAAGCUUCAUUUGGCCAUCACUGCUCCCUUGGGGGAGACAGUCAACCUCUGCUGCCAUCUGCUGUCAACACUGUUGUCAUCCAACAUGCCUCUUAGCAUGCAUUGCAGUGCUACAGAUGUAAAUAACAAUCAAAAAUCAUGUUCUGUGCUAAAUAUUUCUUCAGUUACUGUUCCAGUUGUUUCAUCAAUUGCUAGUUAUGGUAUUUGCUAACACUUUAUUUGACAGUGGUGCCAUAAGACUGCCAUUACACAAUCAUAAUUAUGACAUGUCUCUGUCCUGAGCAUUCAUAAAUGCUUAUAACAGAUGUCAUUAAGUGUUAUCCGGCAAAUGAUCUCACUUUUGAAUGGAUGCAAAAGAUCCAAGAUGGACAAAAAUUGAGUUGGUGACAUAUUUUGCCAAAUGACACCUAAUGACAUAAGCAUUCAGUGAUGUCCAUGAUAGUGUCAUGUCAUAAUUUUGAUGAUCUUAAGACAGUCUUAUGACACCGCUGUCAAAUAAAGUGUUACCUAAAAAAAUCAACAAAUAAGCCGCACUGGACUAUAAGCCACAGGUAUCAAAAUGAAGGGAAAAAAAGUAGCGGCUUAUAGUCCGAAAAUUACGGUACUUGUUUUGGGACAAAGCACGCUGCUCUUUGUCCUUGCAGAACUGAUUGCAAGAGUUUGGUGCGUCAAUCUUGCUCGUGACGCACACGUUGGGCUUCUAUGAUAAGAUGGCGUUGUGUAUCUAUUCUGCUUUUCAUUCAACUAUGGUGUGCUGUUUAUUUUAUAUUAGGUGUGUUUAGAGUAGUUCAGUCCUACAGUAAAUAUGAGAAAUGAUACUAUUCCCUGAUUAAUUAUAUUACGUGUGUUCGAGUUAGACGGUGCCUGCGAGAAACUACCAUUUUUCCAUCUCCCCCUCAGGAGCCCCGAUAAGGUGAUUCACUUUACUGUGUUCAAGAGGGCAUGGAGUGAAGUCUGCCUAAACUAUGGUUAGAUGAAUGUGUUAGACUAAUGCAAACAAUUAUACGGUGUGUGCGAGAACGGUACCUAUUCCCUUCAAAGUGUACAUGCAGAUUAUGCCAUAUUGUCCCUACCAAUGUUGAGACCAAACCUACACCCUUGCCUGAGGACGGAAGAAGCAAGACGGAUAAUGACGUGAUUUUUUUCAAACCUAAGCUUUCAAAAGCGACAACAACUACUGAGCGAGAACCAAGGAUUGAAGAUGUGGACCACGAAACACCGCAGAGCACCGCCAAAAUGGUGAGCGGAGUUUCAGUUUGCUCCACUAAAGAUGUUAACCCUCAAAAAUUCUGGGGAACAAAAACAACUACUUUUCAACGUAUUAUUAUACAUUUUCCUGGCUGGAAUAUUCAGUCAAAACUGAUUUCGGCGUCUACUUAUCCACGAGGUAAGACGCAAAAUAUUUGACGCAAUUAACGCACAUGCCCCGCUCAAACAGAUUAAAAUGACAGUACAGUGUCCGCUUGUCACUUGUUUUUUGGUGUUUGCCGCCCUCUGCUGGUGCUUUGGUCCAACUGAUUUUAUGGGUUAGUACCAUGAGUGAGCAUGGUGUAAUUGUUGAUAUCAACAAUAGCGAGCUACUAUUUUGUUUUUUGAUUGAAAAUUUUACCAAUUGUAAUAAAACGAAAACAUUAAGAGGGGUUUUAAUAUAAAAUUUCUACAACUUGUACUAACAUUUAUCUAAUAAGAACUACAAGUCUUUCUAUCCAUGGAUCACUUUAACAGAAUGUUAAUAAUGUUAAUGCCAUUUUUUGAUUUAUUGUUAUAAUAAACAAAUACAGUACUUAUGUACCGUGUGUUCAAUAUAUAUAUCCGUCUUGUGUGGUAUCUUUCCAUUCCAACAAUAAUUUACAGAAAAAUAUGGCAUAUUUUAUAGAUGGUUUGAAUUGCGAUUAAUUACAUUUUAAGUUGUAAUUAACGCGAUUAAAAAUUUUAAUCCUUUGACAGCCCUAAGAAAAACACAAACAGCAGGGAUGUCUGUAUGUACGAGCAUGAGCUAAGCUACUAUCCGAGCAUAUAUCUAGUAAGUUGAUUUUAUUGCUGACACUGUUUUGGGGUCAUCAACAUUUUUGUCCCCCCGAUCCCCCCGCCACAAAAAUCAAAUUCCGCCUAUGGUCCUCCUGAUAUCAGGUAUACAUCCUAUUAAUUUAUAUGUCCUGUUAAUUUGGGAACAUUUUGGUGUCCCUUCCUGUUGAUAUCAGUUCACCAAAUGUAAGUGGGCUUUCAUGGUAAAUGGUAAAAAAUCACAAGAACCUGUUUUCCUGUUAUUGAAAAUGAACGGAGAUUUGGACGUACGUGGCUGUCAAUGGCAUCCCAUUAGAAAUGAAUGGGACCUUUUUUGGAGGAACCGUACAUUGUUGCUAAAUUCUGUAUGUAACUUUUAUGCUCCUUACCGUCCUGGAUUUUUUUAAUGUGUAAAUUAUGGGAUUCGGUCAAAUUUGUUUGAAAAGUAGUGUUUUUUUUUUUUUUUUUUUUUUUCAAAAAAAUCCACUUUUACGGGCGAACUGAAAAUUUGGGGGGGUCGUUCCAAAAAUUCUCUGCUUCGCGAAAUAUUACGGUCAUUUUGACAUGCGAACGGUGACUGUUGGACUAACGGUUUGGGCUGGGCGGCACACCGAAGAAACGCCAUUAAAAAAAAAAAAAAAAGAAAUUAUACUAUUGGGCUUUUGCCUUGCAAAUCCCUAUCUAAUUAAAAAAAAUACGUUGUCCUACAACUGCAGCUUUUUCUUUCAAAUGGGAUUUCAUUCUUAUUUUUUUCCCCAAUUUAUUAAAAAUAGAUUUUAUGCAUCCCAAAAACCGAACAAUGAAAUAACAAAAUUUUUUUGUGAAAUUUUUUUUUUUGUUAAAUGACCAUUUUUUUCCUAAAAUAUUUGAAAUACUAGGAAUAACUGUCAUGAAUUAAGUCAACGAAAAUAAAAACGGGAUGCUGCAAAAUCUGUUGAAAUUGUGCAUUCCGGGGCGAGGCCAUGAAGCAACUUUAUUUUGAAGGCGCCUACGUGAUGUGGAAGUCUUUUAUUUUGUUCCUCGUGAUCCACAGGCGGUUUGUGCGGAAGUUACAGCCAGCAGCCAGACAGCCCUAGUUGAAGAACAACAAGAAGGGGAAAAAAGAAAAGCCAGUCGUUUCUUUUCGUCUCUCUUUUUCUUCUUCCCCUUCGCAUCCUCCCUCAACUUUCCCCCGCCGUGUUUAGCGGCGCCUCCGCCCAUCUCGAGCCGAUCAACGAGCGCCUCCGUCGGAUUCAGCUACUUGCGAUCUCGGCGAUGGCGAGGCCGAUCCACAGCGAUCACGUCCUCCGGCAGCUAAACAACCAGCGGGAGUGGGGCUUCCUGUGCGACUGCCUGAUCGCCAUCGGCGACAUUUACUUCCGAGCGCACAAGGCCGUGCUGGCGGCCUGCAGUUCCUACUUUCGCAUGAUGUUCAUCCGCGACCGGCAGGGGGCGGCGCGCCUGGACCUCAGCAACAUGCGGAUCAGCGCCGAGUGCUUCGACCUGAUCCUGCAGCUCAUGUAUUUGGGGCGCGUGGCGGCCAGCGCCUUCGACUUCGACGACCUGCGGGCGUCCAUGGUCUACCUGCAGAUGUACUUCAUCCCCGACUCGCCGGACGACCUGCGUGACCUCGGCGCCGCCUCCGGCCUGACGCCGUCCUCUUCAGAGCGGUCGGCGGGGACCGGCGCCGGCAAGAUGCUCUUCGGCGUGCGCAUGUAUGAGCGGCAGAGGCCGGCCCGCGACGACGACAACGACGACGGCGCCCCCGCCGAUGACCUCGGCGGCUCUGCCAGGUACCUCGCCAGCGACGCCGAGUCGAGCGCGUCCGUCCUGGGGGCGGCGCUCCCGAGCACGGACGCGGCGGAGCGACCUUGCGACCUGAGGAAGCGCGGCGGGGGGCGGAGCUCGGCCCCGAGGGAACGCCCCCGUUUCGGCCGCACCUUCACGUGCGACGACUGCGGCUUCGUCUUCAGCUGCGAGAAGCUUCUGAUCGAGCACAUCCUCACCUGCACCAACCGCAAGACGUACGCGGCCGGCCCCCGCGGCCGAGAUGACUCGGCCGGGGCCGAGAGCUCGGAUGACGCCGGCGUUUCCGUCAAGAGGGAACCGGAGGCGUCGGACCGGGAGCCGGCCGAAGGGGACGACGGGGCUCUCGCCGGCGUCUCGGGCGAGCGCUGCCGAAGCGCCGCGUGGGAAAGCGAGGCCUCGGCCGCCUCGCCCCAUUUCUUCAAGGUGAAAGAGGAGAGCGCGGACGGCGCCCCGUGCGAGGUGUGCGGGGCGCCGCUGAGCGAGGACGAGCGCUCGGCGCACUACCUGUCGCGCCACCUCGGUCACAUCUGCGCCUGCGGGCGAUGCGGCCGCGUGCUGGUCAAAGGACGUCAGCUGCAGGAGCACGCCGAGCGCUGCGGCGAGUCGGACGAGGCGGCCGGGGGCGGCGGCGGGGGCGAGGAGGAAGAGGACGAGGAGGACGACGAUGAAGAAGAGUCGACGGCGGCGGCCUGUCCCCGCUGCGGCCUACCCUUCCGGAGCGAGAGCCUGGCGCUGGAGCACGCCCUCUCCUGCUCCGCCCGCGAGCCGGGGCCCGAGUCGGGGCCCGACCACCGGCGCAAGCACUUUUGCGCCAUCUGCGGCAAAGGCUUCUACCAGCGCUGCCACCUGCGCGAGCACUACACGGUGCACACCAAGGAGAAGCAGUUCACCUGCGGGACGUGCGGCAAGCGCUUUCUGCGCGAGCGCCAGCUGCGGCUGCACACGGACAUGCACCGCGGCGUGGCGCGCUACGUCUGCCCCGUGUGCGAGCAGGGCGCCUUCCUCAAACACGACCACGUGCGACACAUGAUCUCGCACCUGGCGGCCGGCGAGACCAUCUGCCAGGUCUGCUUCCAGAUCUUCCCGGGCGGCCGGCAGCUGGAGGAGCACAUGGACGUCCACCUCUACGUCUGCGGCGUCUGCGGCGACAAGUUCCGCCUGCGCAAGGACAUGCGCACGCACUACAACCUCAAGCACGCUAAGAGGCUUUAGGCUCUCGCGUACUAGUUUUAAAACUGGGUAACGGGGAGUACUAAGAAAUAACGUGCCCGUGCUGCAUAACAUCUACUUUCCGAGAACGCCGGUCGCCCUACCCAAGAUGGCCGGCAAAAAACGGAGCCCUUCACAAGAAGACUCUGAGGGAAGCCCAAUCGGCGUUCUUCCAGGCUGUGACUUUACCCCUAAUGGACGUCCAUUUCAAUUGAAACGGGAGGGUGGCAGAACUGGAUUGGUCAUCUAUGGUAAAUAGCAGAAACAAUCUUUUAAAAAGGAGUUGAGGCCUAAGCUAGUUAUGACUUGAUACGAAUGUCAACGCAUUGACUUUGAUGGGACUCAGGGCGACCAUGUUGCUAGGGUCAAGGAAAGGUCUUUUCAUUUUUCUGCCGUGAAUUGAAAUGACCCCGUCAAUGGCAGCCAAGGAAUUAAGCCUCGUCUUACGAAGGCCAUGAUGGCAAUGACUUAAAUCCGGAUUGUGUCUUUGAGCAACUACACUCGUUGAAUAAACAACUGCACACUCUCCUUUGGUUCAAAUGUCAUUAUUUGCGCUGGCCUCAUUUUGAAGCCGAGAUCCGAGUUGAAUAAACUCAAAAAUUUGAUAUCCAAUGUUUGCGAACGAAGUUCACUUUUUGAAUCAAAUGUGGAAAUAUUCAGUUAUCUCCCAAUUGCAAAACUCACAUCAUAACCAUUAACCACAUAUUUGCCAAGAGGUUGGCAGAGUUCCGCUCAUUUUGGCGUGUAAACGGCAUCGGUGCGUCAAACGGUUCUGGCUAGGAAGAAAUGCCAUGAAAAGAAAAUGGAGAUAAUAUAACCCCGAGCAAAAAGUAUGGAAUCACCAGUCUCGGACGAGCACUCACUCAGACAUUUUAUCAUGUAGAGCAGGGGUCCCCAAACUUUUUCCUGUGAGGGCCACAUAACUUUUUUUCUUCUCUAAUAGGGGGCCGGGGUCAGUUUGUAACCAAAAAGGUGUGACAAUUGCAGGAGUGCCUAAAUGUAAAAAUUAGGGCUGGCAAACGAUAACAUUUUUUAAUCGAGUUAAUUACAGCAUAAAAAAUAAUUAAUCGUAAUUAAUCACAAUUCAAACCAUCUCUAAAAUAUGCCAUAUUUUCUGUAAAUUGUUGGAA